CGAGUUAGUGGACCAUGGUGGAGAAGGAAAGCGUGACCACUAAAAGACACAAACACAGCGUGAUUGUUGCAGACUUGUUACCAAGAAUAAAUCUUAAUCGGAAUUGGUUCUUGUACUUGCAGUAAAUUGAUCAUCUCACAAUCCACUUCAUCAUGAUGCUGCUUCAUCCUGUGCUGAUACUGUCAUUUUUCUCUGGUGGCUUGACUAAUGUUGUGGAUCAUUUUCAUAGGACAUGUGGUCAAUUUUUUGCUAAUGGAAAUUCACCAACAAUAUUGUCUGGACCACAGUACAUACAGAUCUGCCAAUCUUUCGAAGGCAAAUAUUAUUAUGCCACACUUUAUGACACUAAGAACAAGAUUCCUGUGUACUCAGCCUACAGGUUUAAAAGGAACAGGUGCCCUAGAAAAGAAAAGAAAUGGUGCAUUGAACCUCAACUUGAUGACAAAACAAAAGGACAUAACAUGGCAUUGGAGAGUGAGGGACAAUAUGGACACAACCAAGCUCUCAGUGUGGAUUACAAGUACUCUGGCUACCACAAAGGACAUCUGGCACCAGUCUAUCAUGCAAAUUCAGAGGAAUUUGCAGCUGCCACCUUCACCCUUACCAAUGCUGCCCCACAACAUUGCUCUUUUAACCAGGGUCCGUGGAGAAAAACAGAAAAGCAUGUGGCACAAAUUUUGACUUCGGAGUGUCCAGUACCAUACAAAGCCUUUAUUGUUACUGGGGUAGUGCCAGGGGAUAUAAAAAUAAAGGGUAGAGUGACUGUGCCAAGAGGCAGUACAAAAGACAUUAAAUGGUGGGCAGAGGAGGGGGAGAGGAUCGGAAAUGACAGGAGCUAG
Messenger RNA from Xyrauchen texanus (razorback sucker), 839 nucleotides. Its product is annotated as endonuclease domain-containing 1 protein-like. Bases 153 to 839 code for a protein of 228 amino acids. The record is from RefSeq and is a predicted model, not a curated record. Gene Ontology annotation, molecular function: hydrolase activity; metal ion binding; nucleic acid binding. Lineage: Eukaryota; Metazoa; Chordata; Actinopteri; Cypriniformes; Catostomidae. The transcript is spliced from 4 exons.